GAAUAUGGUGGUGUCAGUAAACGUCGGCAAAAAAAACAUAGUUAAAUUGUUGCCAGCAGCACAGUUACAGUCACCAACGCUCUGGAUAUCAUGAAAACAGCCUAACCAGAUUUGAUAGGGCGAGUAAAAUGGUCAGAGUGAGGUGUUCUCUCAUUUGUGUCUGAGAGUAGCUAGCAAGAUAGCUAACUUUAGCCAGUUAGCUUGGCUGCUUGACCUCCGUUGUGAGGACAGAACGUUCGGGUCAAUCCUUACUCCUCAGCCACAGUUUCCAGUGUACGUUCCAAGAGAGAAACGCUCUGAAUUUACGUUUGCCCAGAGCGCACUGGCACUCCACAGUGAAUUUACGAUCAUACCCUAAGUAUCAUCCAAUCAGAAGUAGCUUUGAUAAUAUGGUCCAACCAUCUUCCUCGGGUGCAGUGACGUAGAUUUCAAGCGACGUCACACGUAUCAACAUUUAUCUGCUGCUGGAGCGGUUCAUGAAGUGAACUCUCACGUCAAUCUGUAAGAAUGGGCAGAGGCUACAUAGUGGAGGAUGUGGUGGAGAAAUAUCUGUCCAAUCUAAGUGUACCAGGUGCAUCUUGUGUCACAGGACUUCUCAUUGGCCAGAGUUCGUCUCAGAGAGACUUUGUGGUGCUGGCUGUGAGGACACCUCAGAAGGACACAGAGGGACAGGGGUCUCCGUCGGUCAGCAGGGGAGCUGGGAACUCUCUGGAACACCUGGACGUUGAGUGGGUCACCGAGCAUGCCAGACAGGUCUCCCGGAUGUUACCGGGAGGUAUGUCAGUUAUUGGUGUGUUUCUUGUCACCCCACCUGAGCUGUCGAAAGAGGGUCAAAAUACAUUGAGACGGUUGAUCUUUGCGGUGGACAAGCAUAUAUCCAAGGGACGGCUUUGGAGUCUAACAGAGGAGGACGUAACAGAGAAGGUCACACUUCACAUCUGCUCCAAAACCAGGAAAGUCGUUUGCAGAACAUAUGAUGUUCGAGAUCCCAAGAGUUCUGCCAAGCCUGCUGAUUGGAAGUACCAGUCGGGGGUGUGUACUUCCUGGCCAUUGUUGACAUGCUCAGUGGGACUGAACCUGGUGUUCCCUGUGUUAGAGAUGCAUGUCUUACCACAGGACAUGGAAAAGUGUAUGAAGGAGGGACUUCAAACGUGGGCGAAGCAGAUUGAAGAUGGGCUUUGCCUCAUCAAUGGCGACGCGAUGCCUGGCGAGGUGGAGCUACUGGGGGGGCAGAAAAAGAAUGCAAAGGCUGUUCAGCAGACGUUUCGAGCCCAGAUCCUCAUCCCGAUGGCGGAACCCCAAUCAGAGCGGAGGUUGACAGCGUCUGUGAAGGUGUGCAGUGGGUCUCUCACCCUGAAGGGAAUGGUGCAGUGCAGGGCCUACCUCCACAGCAACAAACCCAGAGCCAAGCACGCUACAGAGGUCAUCAAGAGAGAUGUCAUCAACACGGUCUCUAGCAGAGUGGAGAUGUUCCUGGAAGAUCUUUUAAUGGAGGGAGAGGACAAAGGGUCAGUCGGUGUACAGCAGGUGCUCCCUCGCAGAGUGUUUGCCCCUGUGCCCGGAAUGAGCCUGUGUGUGUGUGACUACAUGUUCCCUGACGAGUGUGUGUCCGAUGUGAGUGACCGUCUCAAAGAGAUGCUGGACUGGGAGACACCAGAGGACAGCAUAGACACCUCCCAGGAGGCCGUCCCAGAAGCUCCUACGAUUGACCUAAAGAACACGGUUGUUCAGAAGAACCUGAAGGCUAAAUCUACCCUUGACGCUCGUCCUAAGACACCCUCUGAAGAUCCUACUGAGGCCCACAAAAGCCACAAAACAUAUUACGCUGGUGUUGCCAUGGCAGCCGCAAUCGCUCUCCUAGCAACAGGCACCUCGCUGAUCUACCUGAGCGACUAACGGUGGAGGCACAGGACACACACACACACCACGAGAGCUGUUGUUAUGCUCAGUGACUUAAUCGCUUGAUUAAAUAGAUUUUCAUGAAAUUGAGUUGACAUGGUUAUUCUAAAAGUAUAUGCAAGCUGUAUGUUUGGUAUUGAUAAUUCAACAUUUUAUUUUUCAUAUGAAUUGUAAAGCAGAAUUGUGUAGAGAGAAAAAUAAAUAAAUACAGUUCGUUUUUGAUUUAUUUUGUUUCAGUUGUAAAAAGGUUUCGCAAAGAAACGUGUGUACAGCGUAUGAUUUAAUGUCUUUCAGAAAGUAUGUCUAAUGCCAUAUAUUCAAAAUUCCCCUUCCAUAUUAUGGGGAAAAUGGACCCGCUUUUUGUUGUUCAGUUCAUUCAGUCAUCAACAGAUAUUCUGAUGUGUGCCAAUCAUAAACUUUCAGCUCUGUCCUCACAUAUUGCCUCAGGCCAACCGUAAUCGAACCUCUCCUCAACCACAGUGCUGGCACAGCGAACAACGGACAUGUUUUUUUGUUGCAAUGACUUAGGCCUACGGUAUGGUCUUGUAUGGUUAUGCUUGGUAUGAUGGGCAUUAUUCAAUGCUUUGAUCCUCCCAAAGGAUCGUUCAUGCUUGGCCUUAAUAUCGCAAAUACUGUAUUUUAUGUAUUCAUCUAUGACGGAAUUGAGCAGAAUAAAGAAGUCCGUUCAAAGUAACUCA
Molecule: messenger RNA, 2597 nt
Organism: Oncorhynchus kisutch (coho salmon)
Lineage: Eukaryota; Metazoa; Chordata; Actinopteri; Salmoniformes; Salmonidae
Gene: odr4
Product: odr-4 GPCR localization factor homolog
Exons: 14
Coding region: 508-1896 (462 amino acids)
Biological process (GO): intracellular protein localization
Cellular component (GO): endomembrane system
Source: RefSeq, a predicted model, not a curated record